Molecule: messenger RNA, 1200 nt
Organism: Plenodomus lingam JN3
Lineage: Eukaryota; Fungi; Ascomycota; Dothideomycetes; Pleosporales; Leptosphaeriaceae
Source: RefSeq, a predicted model, not a curated record
AUGUCCAACAACACCGUGCAACCUUACGGCCCACUACUUGUCACCUUGACAUGCAAGUACGAUUUGGCAUGGAGCGAUGCGGGCAGUGGAGCAGACAAAGAUGGUUCCUUCUGGACACCCAAAUCCCAGAACAAUGGAAGAUUGCGCCCACUUGGCUCUGUGGCCAUCAGGUCUUACGCCGGCGCCAACGACAACCGGGCCACGAUUCUGGUAGGCGACAAUGGCCAGCGGGCAGUGGCUUCACCUACUGGGUACUCAUGGAUCUAUGAUUCUACGGGCACAGGCUCUGGCAGUUUCGCCUGUGUCUGGCGUCCCAUAGCCCCAGCGGGUUACGUGGCAAUGGGUGACGUCCUUUGGGGAGGAAGAAAUGCCCCCCCUCUCGACCAUGUCUGGUGUGUGCGCAGCGACUUAGUAACCCAAGGCGAGUAUACUUCGCCACAAGUUUGGAACGACAACGGCUCAGGCGGCGAGCACAGCGUCGGCAUAUGGGCAGUCCAGCCGCUCAGGGGCGCCCGCUACGAUGCCGAUAAGGUUCCUUUCUUUGCCGACACAUUUAUAUCUAUCAACCACGCAGAUACUGUGCCCAACAAUGGCCUGGCACGCGUGCUACUCCUUCCUGUGCCGGCUCAACUGUCCGAUAUUGUCCCCCUACCUCCCGUUCUCACCAGUCAUACAGCGCCGACCACGACCACCUCAUUGGAGAAGGAACGAGAAGUCAAAUUGCCCUUCAUCUGUUUAUUCCCCCCCACCGACCGCCCGAGUAUCGACCGCAUAGACAAUCCCUUCUGCAGUAUCCAGCGCUGGGGCAGUUGGUCUCUAUCCAUGUGGGAUGACAACACGACCAGCCGCGAUCAGGACAGCUCAACAUCCACCACGGUUGGUGUAAGCGACUCUCAAUCUGAGGAGUUUUCACACAGUGCCGGUAUCAAGAUCACCAGUGGUGCCGGUAUCAGCGUCGGCGUUUUCAAUGCCAGCGGUUCAUACGAGCUUAAUUAUCAGUUCACCUACACCAGUAGUACUAGCCGUGAGCUACUGAGCAGCAAGACUGUGACACGAAAUUUGAAGACGCCACCCGGUAAGGCUUGUGCUCUUUGGGUACGCCAUUUUGUUUUUCGUUCAGUCCGCGCUGAUGGGUCGAACAUCGGGUACGACUUGCCCUUCGAUGUCAACGUCUUCAACCAUGCCGAGUUUCCUGCUUGA